GUGGGUCCUGCCCCUGAUGACCAGAGAAAGCUGGACAACAGCAGGAUCAGCUGCUACUGGAUGCUUCAGAGAAGAAGAGCCACAACAGGGAAGUUUCCCGUGAGAAGACAAGCUGCUGUAUCAAAGGUCAAGAUAAAGAAAGGAGCAGACAAAAACAUCUGAUUUCUCCUCAUCCAGUUCGUUCUGAGAUCACAGCCAAAAGAGGAAAGUUGUGGAUCAGUGUCCAGAAAGGAGCCACACCCAUCUGCAACCUUCCACAAAUCUCCUUUUGUCCCUCCCCUCUUCUCAGCAGCAGGACCCUCUGCUCCUCGCCAGUCUCGCCCAACCUCUCAACCUGUGAUACGACCAUGGAUCGCUCAACACAGGAGCUGUUCCUCAACUUCAUGAUUGUCUUAAUCACUGUGCUGCUGAUGUGGCUGCUGGUGAAAGCUUACCAGGACUGAACCACGGUGCAAGAAGUGAGGAGAUCAAUGGGAGGCAGAGGGGAUGGAGAUAUAGGUGUGGAGGGAUGCCAGCAUGGUUACUGUAGGACUUUGCGCACAGUGUUUACAUCUUUUCAUUCUUUUAGACUACGCUCACUGGUCCGAUCCAGCCCUCUAGUAUUCAUAUGAGGUCAAAAACCAUGUGAUUGCUAAAGCCAAGGCAGGCUGUCAAAGACAAACUAGCCUUGGAUCCAAACUUGUAUUCUGAGAUGUUGAUGAAUGCAGCCUUGAAAUUCUGGCAAGAGACAGAAGGUUAAAUCAUAGUACAAAUGGAAGGUGAAUAAAAAUAACUGAACUGAUUUGAAACCUUUAAAGUGACUGCUAGAAAACAAUCCAAUGUUACUAUAGAUAGUAGUAUAUACAGUAACCCAUGUCACUGUCAUUCAUGUGACCUUCCAUACAUCAAACUAUGCUAUUAUGUCUAUUGUUCUGUUUCUACUAAAGUGAUGAAUAUGUCAAAUGCAGACACUGUAUUUAGACAUCGACACAAAUAAUGAAGCAUUGUGUUUAUGCUCACUUCUUGCCAUAAAGCAGUCUUUCAUUU
Molecule: messenger RNA, 1026 nt
Organism: Seriola dumerili (greater amberjack)
Lineage: Eukaryota; Metazoa; Chordata; Actinopteri; Carangiformes; Carangidae
Gene: sln
Product: sarcolipin
Exons: 2
Coding region: 348-443 (31 amino acids)
Cellular component (GO): membrane
Molecular function (GO): enzyme regulator activity
Source: RefSeq, a predicted model, not a curated record